AUGUCGCUCGGCCAAGUGUUGCAUUUGCUGCUUGCUGCGGUUUUGCUGCUGCAGCGCGUCCAGUCUGCCAACUUUGACAUUAUACUCGAUGAGCGCGGCUUGCUCUCGGAUUGCAGUCCAGAGGACGAUGCUGGCAAUUUGCGCAUGCAUGAGUUUCUCGACAUCAGUCGCUUGAGCACUGAAUUCGAUGAGGACUUGGAGACCAUGUACUUCAAUGGCGAUGUUAUAGUUCGACGCGACUUGGCAGCGCUCCAGGAGCCGGUUAAAUUGCAGUUGGCUGUUUAUCGCCGGCAGCGCAGUGCCUGGCAGCCCACCUUAGUGUCGAUUAAACGUGAUGAUUUUUGCAAAUCUAUGCACAAUCCCUUCGAGUUUUGGUACAUCUACAUUGCGACGCGUCUGACUGCGGCUGAGCGCGAAUGUCCACCGAAGUUGGGGCAUGUCUAUCAACUGCGCAACAUUUCGAAUCGCAUGUAUAUUGGGAAUAUACCCGACUUUGAUAUAGACGGUGACCUCAAGUGUGUGGUACACUUUACCCAAGGUCCUUACAAGACCUGCAUGAGUAUCUAUCUAACGGUUUAUAAGCACUGAACGCCCAUGAGUAAUGCUUCUUCUAUGUGAGCUUUGUAUUUAACCCACUUCUAUCUAAAUGAAAUGCAAAUAAAUAAAUUUUUUAAGUGUCUGCG
Molecule: messenger RNA, 683 nt
Organism: Drosophila busckii
Lineage: Eukaryota; Metazoa; Arthropoda; Insecta; Diptera; Drosophilidae
Exons: 4
Coding region: 1-588 (195 amino acids)
Source: RefSeq, a predicted model, not a curated record